Molecule: messenger RNA, 1432 nt
Organism: Mangifera indica (mango)
Lineage: Eukaryota; Viridiplantae; Streptophyta; Magnoliopsida; Sapindales; Anacardiaceae
Product: 30S ribosomal protein S1
Exons: 11
Coding region: 165-1376 (403 amino acids)
Molecular function (GO): nucleic acid binding
Source: RefSeq, a predicted model, not a curated record
AUAAGCGGGAAAAGGAUAUCGCAAAGCCAAACCAAGAUUUGUGGGCACAGAAAGGACACAUCGGAAGCUUCAAAAUGACCAGAAAUUUAUUCCCAAUAUCUAUUAAUUCAUUCGUUAUCCAGACAAAACAAAAUCUUAUUUGAAUAAGGAAAAUUUUUUUUCCAAUGUUGGGCUCACCUUCGAGAAUUGGAUCAGUUUCAUGCGUAAUUGAUGUGGGUUGCUCUCAUUCUUCAUUACUAUUUCCUGUUAAUACGAAAAACUCCAUUUCUUUAAAAAGAUUUAGCCAACAAUUUUCUCGUCUUCAAACAACCAAGGCCAUCACCCCAACCACCACCACCCCAAUACUGGACGACUCUGAAUCUGACGCUUCCGUUGGACAAUCUCGGAGUUCUGCUGAUUGGAAAGCAGCAAGGGCUUACAAAGAGAGUGGUUUUGUGUACGAGGGAAGGAUUGAAGGUUUCAAUGGUGGAGGUUUGCUUGUCCGCUUCUUUUCUCUUGUGGGGUUUCUUCCCUUUUCCCAGUUGAGCCCUUCUCAUUCUUGUAAAGAGUCACAUAAAACCAUCCAUGAGGUAGCCAAAGGCUUGGCUGGUUCACUUAUAUCUGUUAAGGUUAUCCAAGCAGAUGAGGAGAACAAGAAAUUGAUUUUCUCUGAAAAGGAAGCUGUUUGGACAAAGUAUUCUCAGAGCGUUAAUGUAGAGGAUAUUUUUAUAGGAAGGGUCGGUUCCGUUGAGGAUUAUGGUGCCUUCAUUCACUUACGUUUUCCGGAUGGUCUUUAUCAUUUAACUGGACUAGUUCAUGUCUCUGAGGUUUCUUGGGACCUAGUUCAAGACGUGAGAGAUAUCCUUAAUGAAGGUGAUGAAGUAAGGGUCAAAGUUAUAAAGAUCGACAGAGAGAAGUCAAGGAUCACCUUAUCAAUCAAACAGUUGGAAGAAGAUCCACUUCUAGAAACUUUGGACAAAGUGAUUCCAAAGGAUGCGUCAGCUAAGCCUGAGUCAAUGAGUGUGAGCAAUAACAAUGCCAUUGAGCCUCUUCCAGGUCUUGGAGCAAUAUUUGAAGAGCUUCUGCUGGAAGACGGUAUAGAUGAUGUAAGAAUCACACAACAAGGGUUUGAGAAACGGGUUGUUUCACAAGACUUGCAGCUAUGGCUCUCAAAUGCACCACCAGUUGAUGGGAAGUUUACUCUCCUAGCUCGUGCUGGAAGACAGGUGCAGGAGAUACAACUGACAACACUACUUGAUCAGGAAGGUCUUUGCUGCUGCUUUUGUACAGAGUUUAUUUUGAGUUUAAAAGACAUGGUAGAUUUUUGUUCUCAUUUAAAAUUUCUAACUGUAAAAAGAAGCAUUCGGUAUACUACAACCGGAUAUUCAAAAACUUAAUAUAUAACCAUGGAAUUAAAUUAUUAUCAGGGGAAUAAUAAAUUAUAUAUUAUUCA